Delphinapterus leucas (beluga whale) is the source of this 12459-nucleotide messenger RNA. Lineage: Eukaryota; Metazoa; Chordata; Mammalia; Artiodactyla; Monodontidae. The record is from RefSeq and is a predicted model, not a curated record.
UAAUGUGUGUCUGUGAGGCAUCUGGUGUGUGUAUGUGUGUGUGUUGUGAGUCUUGGUGGCUUGCACGCUGGGUGUGGUGUGUGCCUGUUGUUUUGUUUGUGUCGUCGUCUUUGUAGAGCGUGUCUGGCUCUGUGGUGUGUCCGAGUGGCAGUGUGCAAGUGUGUGGCGUGCACCUGGGGCUUUGGGCUCCAGAGAGGGUGCGGGGGCCAGGGGCGUGCCCGGGGAAGGCAGAGUGCGUUGAGGGCAGUGUCUGUCUGGGCUGGGGCCGAGGGUAUGCUGGCUUCCCGGGAGUGUCCCCAGGGUGGGCGGCGGGCGAGGGCGGUGCCUUCCUGCUCAGCGCGGGGCUGGUAACCGGAGCCCCUUCCCCCAUGAAAUAUUGAUCCCGCCUAGCGGCGGCCCUGGCCAAAUAAGGCCAGACCCGCAGGGAGCAGGGAGAGCGGGGGGCCGGCCGCUGUCCGUGGUGCUGCCGCUUCCCCCUCGGCGGGGGCGUUGGCGCUCAGGCUGGGGCGGGACUGGGAGGGGGUGAGAUUUCCCCAUCUACCAACACCCUCAGCGGGGCCCCUCCCUCUGAGGAUGAGCUAGCCUGUCCCUCUCACCUAUCUGUCAGUUCUACCACCCUUUCUAGGAAGGGGAAACAGGGACCAAGUGAGUAUUUGGCGGGGGAGGGGAUCCAGUAUCCCUCAGGGCUAGGGCUUGCCUGGGACAGUCCUAACUUACAAGUCCUAACUUAGUGUCUCUGUUCACUCUUUGAAAGAGUCCUAAUUGCAUGAUAAAUUAUGUGCUCCCCAGCAACGAGGCUUUGCCCCAAAGACUUCUUCCCCUGCUUCUCUGCUCUGCCCCUGGGGGUUCUGUAGUCAGUGGGUGUGCAAAGCGCCGUGUGUGUGUUUGUGAGUGGGGAUACUGUCUUUCCUGUGCUUGGGCUGAGCUGGAAUAAGGGCUUGGGAGCCCCAGGCCCCUUGGGAUCCUGAGGCAACCCAGACCCUCCCCAGGGAAUCCAGCUCCCUUCUCUACCAGUCCAAAUUCUGCUUUCCAUUCAGGCUGUGCUUUUGUUCAGGCCUGGGCUUCCUUUGCCCUCCUGCGUCCUGGGCUGGGCAGGCCUCUCCUUGGUCUCGAUGUCAGGGUGCGUAGGGCCUCCAGGUUGGCCAUCUGUGUACUCACGACAUCUUCUCUGAGUUCUCCUACUUUGACUUGCUGAUUCUCCCUCCUUCGGUGGAUUCCAUUUUCCUCCUAGCCCUAACUGUAGGUAUUACCUCUCACCCUUUCCUCACUCUGUACCCUCCUCCGGGCAUUCUCCUUCCUUUCCACACCUCACUUUUCCCUCUUGGGAACACACCCAAAUCCUGCCCACUCACACUGCUCUCCUGAACUCCAGGGAAUCUGCUUACCUGUCCAACACCUCCAUAUGGGAGUUGCAAAAUUAUCUCAGGCUCAUCAUAUCUAAAAUAGGGACUCAUGUUUCCCUCAAGCCAACUUUUCCCUCCAGGACCUCACGCUGUGGGGAUGGCACCUGCUCACCCUUCCUGUAAAUCAUGUUGGAUUCUGGUUUCUGCCCUUCCCCUAACCUUGUCCCAUCGCUAACUCCAGGCAAUCCCCCAAGCCCUCCCACGACUCUUGCACCCCUUUCCUCUUUCCACCAGCAGUGUCUGAAGCAGUGCAGCCCCUCUUACCCGCCUCCUGACUGCUCUUCCUGCUGUCAGGCUUUGCUCUGAUUCUGCACCGUGUUGGAUUGGUCUCUGCAAAAUGUUACAUCUAAACCAUGUCAGAUUUCACUCCCUUCAGGAUUAAAGCCAAACUUCUUAGCCCUACAUUCAGAGCCCUUCUUUGGCUGUUCCCAGCCUACGUUCCCAGCCCUCUCUUCCACAGCUGCACAUACGUCCUGCUCCAACUGCACUGCUCUGUUCACCAGCCUCUGAACAUACCAUUCUUUCUCUGGACCUUCCCAGCUAGCUUCCACCUCUUUCCUGCCACCUGUACCUCUCUAAAUCCCACCCACCUUUCGAGGUGCUCUGCAGAGAAUUUCUCCGUGAUACCUGCUCUGGUCUCCCCAUCCUGAAGUGUUCACUCUUUCUGCAGAGCAGCCAGGGUGUUUUAUCUUUACCUCUCAGUGCUUUGGGUGGUCCUCCGACCAGCAGCGUGGGUAUCACCUGGGAGCUUGUUUGAAAUGCAGACACUCAGGCUCCACCUUCCUGUGACCCAUGGAAUGAGAAUCUGCACUUCAGGAAGAUCCCCAGGUGAUUUCUGUGCACAUUUCAGUUUGAGAAGCACCGGAUGGUGCAUCCACCGAGGGCGGCAUCUUGCUUCUGUUCGGGAGUGGCUUCAGCCCCAGGGUGUUUUCUAGUGGCAUUCUCAAGUGCCAAGUCUAGCAGCCCCUGUCAGGCAACAGCUGCCACAUCUGUCCACAAGGUAUGAGAGGGGGUGGGUGAUGGAGAUGGUCAGGAAGCAUGUGCGCUCUUCCUGGAUGCUUCCACCUGGAAUCUAUGCCCCACAAGGCUCUGGAGCUCAAGCUCUGUAAAGCCACUAGAGUGACAGGAGUAGGAAUCAGUUAACAAUAAAAAGACAGUUAUCAAGCAGAGAGCAGAACUUUUCCCUCUUCACAACUACACAUUGGUGGAAAUGUCUGUUAUUUUAAUGUAUUCCAAAUAAGGUCACAUCCUGAGGUACCAAGGGUUAGGACUUCAACAUAUCUUUUUUUUUGCAGGGGGGCGGUGCACAGUUCAACACACAACAGGCAAGGAUGGUAUAGGGUCUGGGGGAGCAUGACGGGGACUAGCCUUGUCUGCAAAGACUCUCCUAGGACAUGCCAUCCAGCCUGGGACUGAGCGCUGAGUAGGGAUUAGCCCGCAAAGGUGGUGCGACACAGACCAGGUCCGCAGGACAUGAGGGUGGGGACGGACUGGAGAAGAGCUUUCCAGGCUAGCAGGAGACAAAGUGGCACUUUUGAGGAAUGAAAAAAAUGCAAGUGUGACUGGAAUACGGAGGAGGGGCAGGAGUGCGAGAUGAGCUGGGUCACUUCACUUGUGGGCCUUGUGAGGGGUUUUUACUUUCUCCUGAAGGAAACGGGGAGCUACGGGAGGCUGUCCCACAGGAGGGAUUCAUUCUGCCUUGUGAGCCAUCUCCUCACAAAACUGAGCUGUCUGAAGGCCGAGUCGUUCCUCUGUGAACCCAGUUCUGAGGGAAGACUUGUGGCCAUGUCCUCAGGAGGCCCCUGGCUGAGAGAAGGCACACGGCAGCCCCGUCUGAGGAAGGAAGGCCUGGCCAUGCCCCAGCAGCCCUCAGUCCAAGUGGGGAAGACGAACCUUGCCCUCAGGAGCCUUGUUCUGAACAGGAGACAGGGCUCACCCAGCUCUGGGUCUGCCUCACCCUUGGGUGUCCCGAGUCCUUGGAGUCUGGAGGACACAGGUUGGGCCCAACCACCCAAGACCCUGCCUUGCUGUGAGGACUAUGUCUGAGAAUGUGUCCAGGGCAAGUGCGUGACCCGUAUGGGCCCCUGAGGCCAGAGGCCCUGAGGCUGGGGGAGACCUGAGCACCCUGCUCUCCUCGGGAGAUGUCUGGUUCUUGCCUUUGUAUCGGGACCCAGUCUAUCUGCUCAACCCAUCCCUACCACACACUCAGAGGGCCGCCCCUUUACUGUGUGUGAUGGGAGAGGCCCCCGCUGCCCAAAGCUGCCUGUCCCUUCUUGCCUGGGCUGAGUGGGCCAGGCUGGGUGGAGGAGAAGUGGGUCAGCUCAGUAGCCAUGGCGACCGCAGCUGCUCCCAGCCAGCCUUCUCAUCUCCUCGCCACCGACCUCACGAUGACAUCCUUUGUUCGGCCUGUGGGGAUGGGGGCCAGAGGGGUGAGAUUGGGGGCCAGAGUGUGUAUGAGUGUGUGUGUGUGUGUGCAAGCUCACACAAGCGCCUGCUAAGAGCUGGGCAGGGGCCGGGAGCCAGGGUGUGUGUGUGUGUGUGUGUGUGUCUGUCUGUCUGUCUGUCUGUGUCUGCCUGCCUGUGGCUGUCAGUGUGGCUACUUCUGUGUGGAUGAGUAUCUUAGUGUUGUGUGUGCAUGUCUGUGUACGCAUGUGAUUGUGUCUUUAAGUGUGUAUCAUUUGUGUGGGUCUGCAUGGUGUGUAAUCACACAUUUGAAAUUCUGUGCCCUGUGCCUCUCCCGGUUAUGCGUAGUGUGUGUGCGAGCCUGGUUUGGAGGAGAUAAAAGUCACAUAACUAGGAGAGGAGCUGGCAGAGUGCUCCCUACUCAGGCUGGGUGUGCUCCCUGGGUCCAGCUUACCCUCCCCCACCACGCACCAGCUCUGUCACCCACCUGUCUCUCCCUGAGGGGGAAAGUGAAGGCUAGAAACAAGGGAUACCCCCACCUUCUGUAGAUGCAGGUAAAAAAAAAUCAGUAUUACCUCAUGAGCUGGUUCUCAUUAGUUGGUGAGGCAGCACUGUGUUAAGAGGGAUUCUGAGGUUAAGUCUGGCCUCUGACAUGGGCACAGAUUGGCAUGAACAACGUGGUGGGCAGCCCUAGUGCUAGAUAAGGGUUGGGGCAGGGGUCUCCAAUGCCAGACGCUGCAUCUGCUGAGGGACCAGGAGCUGAGAUGCUGGCAGGGAAAAGCACAGCUUCACAUGUCAGCUCCCACCUCAACUGAGAGGUGCAGGAACCCAGAUCCCACACUUAUCCUGCACCCUGGGCUGGAGUGGGAGGUGAUCCUAUUCAUCUCUGAGCCUUCCCAUGAAGUGGUUGCACCUGGUUGCAAUCCAGACUCACAAGCACCAACACCUGUGAAGUCCUUUACCAUUUACAAAGGCACAUUAUGAAUAGUAAUAAUAUAAUUGCCCAGCUGAGCAUUUAGCAUGUACCAAUCCUUAUUUUUGUAAUAUUUCAUCUAAGAAUCCUAAGGUGGGCAUUAUUAUCCCAACUUGAGAGAUGAGGAGCUAUAGGCUCGGGGGGUUGUUAAGGAAAUUGCCCUGGGUUAUGUGGCUUGUAAGUGACAGGUCUAGGUUUUGAACUAAGUCUGUCUGCCUCCAAAGCCUGUGCUUUUAAUUACUGUGCUUUCCUGCUCCUCAUUAACCCAUCUGACCCCCAGUCCAGCCCGGAGAGUCAGGCUGGGUCCAGAUGGCCAGUAGACUCAUUUUAUAGAAGAGGAGAUGAGGGCUCAGAGAAGCUGAAUGACCUGCUCAGGGUCACACACUGCGGGUGGAGCCAGGAGUUGGCCCCCUGAUACACCCCCAAUACACACACUCCUGACUGAUGGUCGUGUCACAGAGUGUCUGGGGAGGGACACAGACCCCAUCGGUCAGGGGGAGGACAGAGGAAGAAUAGGGUCUGAGCUCCUUAGCAGUUGGACCUGGAUGAGUCCCUUGGCAUUAGCACCAGCAAUUUAACAUUAAAGUGCCUAAAGGCAGAUUAGGGGACCCAGGAGUUUGGACAAGGAGGAAACAGCAUCAGAGAGUUUGAAUGAUUUGCUGAAGGUCACACAACUAUCUCCAAAGUCUGUCUCUUUACUCCACAAGCUACUAGAAUCCCUGGAGGACACAUGUCCUCUCUAGCCCUUCCUCUAAGCUCCCCUUUUUCCUUCCAGACUCUUAUCACAUCACCUCCUCCUGGAAGCUACCCUGAUUGUCUUCACCUCCUUUCUUGAAAUCUGGUGUCUCAGAAGUUAACAGAAGGCUUGUGUAAAUGCCCUAGGUGUGUGCUGUUGGGAGGGGCACAGCCCCCUGUGAUGGGAACACCACAUUCAGAUUCAUCAGUUUGGGUUGCCUGAGGCCCUGCCACCCCGUGGAUCAUGUUUAACGGGGAGCCAGUUCCAGCCUCAGCUGCGGCCUCCAGGAACGUGGUGCGGAGCUCCAGCAUCAGCGGCGAAAUCUGCGGACCCCAGCAGGCUGGGGACGGGACCGGGACCACCACGGCCAAGAAGCGGCGCAGCAGCCUCGGGGCCAAGAUGGUGGCCAUCGUGGGCCUGACCCAGUGGAGCAGGGGCACACUCCAGCUCCCCCAGGCUGAAGGGGCCACCAAGAAACUGCGCAGCAACAUCCGGCGGAGCACGGAGACGGGUGUUGCCGUGGAGAUGCGGAGUCGGGUCCCUCGCCAGGGCAGCCGGGAGUCCACGGACGGGAGCACCAACAGCAAUAGCUCCGAUGGCACGUUCAUAUUCCCCACCACCCGGCUUGGAGGUGAAAGCCAGUUCAGCGAUUUCCUGGAUGGCCUGGGACCAGCCCAGAUUGUUGGGCGACAGACGCUGGCAACGCCACCAAUGGGGGAUGUGCACAUUGCCAUCAUGGACCGGAGCAGCCAGCUGGAGGUGGAAGUGAUUGAGGCUCGGGGCCUGACCCCCAAACCAGGCUCCAAAUCCCUCCCAGCCACCUAUAUCAAGGUUUACCUACUUGAGAACGGGGCCUGCUUGGCCAAGAAGAAGACAAAGGUGGCCAAGAAGACCUGUGAUCCCCUGUACCAGCAGGCUCUGCUCUUUGACGAGGGGCCCCAGGGCAAGGUGCUGCAGGUGAUUGUCUGGGGAGACUAUGGCCGCAUGGACCACAAGUGCUUCAUGGGCAUGGCCCAGAUCAUGCUGGACGAGCUGGACCUGAGUGCUGCGGUCACCGGCUGGUACAAACUCUUCCCCACGUCCUCAGUGGCAGACUCUACGCUCGGCUCCCUCACCAGGCGCCUGUCCCAGUCCUCCCUGGAGAGUGCCACGAGCCCCUCAGGCUCCUAAGGGCCUCAGGAAGAGGCCUGGAUGCAGUGUGGGAAGGGGUGCUGCCACCCCCCGUCUCCUCCCCUGUACAUAGUCUUCACGUCUUUCUGGACCCCUUGCCUUGCUGCAUGCCUAUUGGCUACUGGGCCUGUCCCAGCUGGCAGUGGAGACUCUAGUAUGUGUGCGUGUGUGUUUGUGUGUGUGUCUGUGUGUGACCAUGUUAGAUCUGUUCAUUUGUCUGGGUGUAUUUGGUCUUAGUGACUAUAUGGGCUGAAAUCCACGUCUCUCUGUGUCUCGUUGUAAAGAAACCCAAAGGAGAGUUGCGUGGACGGGACUCCACUUGAGUCCAGGGGUGGAAGUGGGAGACGCAGCCAUUGGUCCAUCCCACCUGGUCCUAGGCUCAGGGCAGAGCCUGCGUGUCCCCGCCUGUGCCUGUUCUUGGUGGUCCCUGCUUAGUUUUCUGUCUUGUUCUUUGUUCCACCUCUGCCUCUCCCAGCACCUCUGCUCUUUUUUGAGGAAUGUAGCGUCCACUGCAGCUGGCCACAGCGAGGCCCCUCUGGGAACCCUGACACCCCUCCUCUUCACUGGGCACUCCGGCUGCUCUUCCCACCGAAUGCAUCCACAGCAUGUAGCAUCUCACCUAGCGCCCUGGCCAGGGCUCCGGGAGGCAGACGAUGCCGGGGAGCUGAGGGCUUAAAGACCGCUUUCUCCCUCGGGCUGGCGCCACCUCCUUCCUACAAGUGAGAUUGAAGGAGGUGUCAGUUCCCAGGGUUGCAGGCCAGGUACCUUGGAGGAAAGUGCUGGUACCUCCCUUAGAAUUGUUCACCUCCUGUUUCCCUCCAAGCCUCCUCACUUGCGACAUGCCAAAGGAGCUCUCCCAGCGGACCCCAGGUGGUGUGGAGUGGACGGUCUUGACAUGCAAGAGGUUGGCCUCAUAGGGAUGUUACCUGCCAAAGUGGGCAGCCCCUGGCGGCACCUGUGUCCAUCCCAGGUCCUGAGAGUGGCCCUGUGCCCCUCUGGGCUCGUCCUGGAGGGGCCUGGCUUGUUGAGGAUGUGCCCAGGGCAGGGCUGCUGGCAGGAAUGAGGAGGGCUGGGGCUGACUUGCUCUGAGAAGCCUGUCCGACCUUUGGGGAUUAGCUGCAUGAAGUUGAUUAUUGGGGGCUCUAUUUUUUUUUUUUUUUCUCUUUUCCAGACCAGGGUCCAUGUCUGGGAGCUCAGAUUCACUGAGGCUUCAGCCUCCUGGCUCCACGGACAGCUUGGCUGUAGACUCUAGACCAUCACGGUCACCAGCUCUGUAUAAGCAAUACUCACCCCUCUCGGCCUCCCUGCCCCCUGCCCUCUGCCGCUGCCCUCUGGAGGGUGGCCUGGUCUGCUCUAGACACCGUGCCUGCCUCUGCUUUCUUUCCACCCUUGUCUGGUUGGAGUUUCCCAAAGCCACUCAAACCCUGACCUGAUUGGACAGCUGGGCCCUGGGGGUGGGCACCAGGGCCUGGACUGGACCUUGUGAGAUGUCUGCUGGGAAUCCUGAAGUCUGGCUCGGGAGUGCCCAAAUCUGUCCCUCUUCUUCCUCAGGUCUAGCAUGAAAGGCAAGAGGUUGCCCAGGAGGUGGAUACAGCAGCCCUUGGGUUCAUGUCUGGUGGGGUGGAAAGAGGCAGCAGGAGGGGUCAAGGCCUGGGACAGGCUCGCGCUCUGCCUCUUCCCCAGAUAUCAGCCCUGAGAGCUGCACUGACUGUAACCCGCAUACGCGGGGAUCCGUGGAGAGGUGCUUGGACUCCAUCCAUAAGCGAAGCCAGAUGGGCCUGGAGGUGGAUUCCGGGGCCUGGAGGUGGAUUCCGGGGCAGGCAGGUGGAGACAGAGGCUGAGACAGAGCCAUCCCCACCGAGGGGUCCUUUCUGGCAGGAACCACAUUAGGCUGAAGCCAGGGCCUGGCCACCUCCCUCCUGUGAAAACCAGGGGGAGAAGCCAGGUCCCCACUGGUCCUGCCCACAGACAAAAAGUGGGUGAGGGCAGUAAGGACAAGAUAAGCUCCUGGGCUCCUGACUCCUGCUGGAGACUCCAUUCCUGUAUUAUCAUGGCGGGAACGCUCAUGUGUGUGGAGAGAGAGACAGCUAGGCUGAGUUUUCUCUUUCUGCAGAGAUUCUCUCCUAGGGUCAGACUGGGUAACGCAUGCAUUUCUCAUGUUUCUAAAAUAAGGCAAAGGGCUCUGUGCUCUUAGAUCCUAGGGUGGGGAGUGGGGGUGGGAACUCGCUUGCAAAAGCGUAUUUCUGUGUCCUGUGGGUGAUGCAGAGCAGCCACCCUCAGAAUGGUUGAAAAUCCUUGACGCCUUUGGGGUGGUGGGAUGAUUAGAGACCCACAGGAUGGCGUAGACAUUUGCUGACGUGGCACCGAGCGGUGAUACGCAGACCAUGCGGUUACCCCCAGGGAAUGGGGGUAUCAGUGAGGGGUGUCACCCUCAUUCCUCUAGAGGCGCAGGAAGACAGAAGGAGCUACCAGCAGAGGCUGCUGCUGGGGAGCUGAAGGCUGCUGGCCCCUUGCCUCUGAGGAAGGUUGGCUGGCACAGGGAAAGUUCUAGCCAGAGGUGGGGCCUGACAUGUCGGUGACUUGGGCUGACCUGCCUACGACCCCCAGCUGCCAAGACUGCCCAAGAGUUGGGCCACUCCACUGUUCCACCUCGAUAAUGGGAGGUCAUUCCCCACACAAGUUGAUGUUGGGGAAUUAUUUUUAACCCUUUGUACCAAAUUAAGUUACUAAUCCCCACCUGGAUUUUUCUCCCAUGAGGGUAAAGUCAAGUGAGACUCCGUGUUAAACUCCUGGGUUUAAGGGUCUGUCUCUCAGCCUCCUGGAUGCAGGGGCUUGUGUGAAAAGCUGUUCUGGAGCUAGCCUGUCCCAGGAGAGGAGGGAGCACACGUGUGACUGCUGCCCUUCCCUGGAGGGGGCAGCAUCUGUCCCUUGAAGAAGGCAUGGCGGGGAGGGAAGGAACAUGAUCCCCCCAGACACUGUUAGAUGCAGUGUCCUGACUCCACAUGCCCUCUCCUUACCCCAGGGGACCCUGGGGCUGAUGACAGGGUGGGCUCUUUGUCAUUCCAUCUCCCUCUGCUCAGGCAGGAUUCGUGGAAGAUGUGGCAGAGACAGCAGUGGUCCUGCAGCGAUGCUGGGCUGAGGGCAGGAACCAUGACAGAUGAUUCAGAACAUCUGUCUUCACGUUUCUGCUCUGUUCAAUCUGUCCCACUUCCUUCAUAGACUCCUUCCCUAAAGGGAAGUCUGUGAUGGGUCUUUGGUAUGAAUCAGGCUCCAGCAAAUGGGGCCAAGUCUUGGUUCUUCCCUGAAGAAUCAUAUCCCCUUUGUCAAGCCAUCUCCUAAACUACUCCCCACCCAGUCUCUCCCCCCACCCAGCACUCCUAGGAAAGGAGCCCUCAGGAGGCUCUCAGUAUGCAGCAAGCCCAGGCACUGCCAGCAUUUCAGGGGGCCGAGAGAGAGGGUGUCCCUCUAGCUCACCACUCGUGGGAUCACUGGUUCUCCCAGGGGCCUGACCCCGACCAGGGCAAGCAUGCCUGAGCUCUUCUUUACUGCCAGCCUUGAGGAGAGCAGAAGCCUCACACCCCUUUCAAAGACGCUAGAGCCCUCCAAGGGUACUCUUUUGGAAAUGAAAUGUAGCACAAUCUUAGACUGCAUUACCAGGAGCCCUGGCACGCAACCAGGGUUCUUGCUCCACACCCUGCUGUCCAGGAGAUGCCGUGCUCCUCCCCCGCCAGGGCUCCAGAGCUCCUGAUACCUCCGGCUCCCCAUCUUCAGCCCAGAAAGCAUCAGGGCUUCAGGAAAGCUGCUCUUCCGCUUCUUUGAUUACUUCCUGCACUGUGCGGAGCCCGUGCGAGCAACUGCUGCCUUUGCUUGGUGGCGGAGACAGGUGGCGUGUUCUUCAGGGCCAGGCGGUGGUCCCGCAGGGUUUCCGCACUGGCUGCAAGGAGGGGGAAAAGAAGAGGCCUGCUGCCCUGCCGACUGCUCCCUUUCUCUUCCUCUCCCCGGAGUUUUCUUCUCCAAUAUCCUGACACAGAAAGAGGUUCUCUAAAAUGCUGCUUCCUAUACUGGAUUACCGUUCACUGAAUGAUCAGGAAGGAGAUAGGAAUGUAGACUCAUCCCUUGCCUUCUCCUUCAAGUCUGCUUUUCACUCAGGUCAGAAGAAAUUGGGUCAAAACAAAACAAUCAUGACUGAAGGGCAGGGGAACCCCGCCCGAUCCAGUGAGGCCUGAUGGGGGCUGGAUAAGCCUAGUCUGGCUGGGAAAGGGUUAUUUUGAAAGAGUGCCUGAGCAUCUCAGAGCGACGUCAGUGAUGCCAAAGAGAGCAACUUGGCCUCCUCGGGCACCAGCUCUGCCAGCUGAGCCGCACACAUGCAGCUCAGGUGUCAGCAUGCCCGAUGGUGGGACCUUGUUCUCUGACAAAGGGCUUAAUCUUUCCAUGUAGCAAAGCAACUUCCCCUCCCCCAAACCCUGAGCUCAGGCUUUUGUGGGCCCAGCAAGGCUGUGCCUGUGAAGGAAACUGGCAUUCCCGCAGAGGCCCAGACUGGCUUGGGGAGGAUGCUCGUCAAAAAGCAUGAGUGUUACUGCUCUGGGAAAACCUUCCCAGGCUCUGAUUGGAAACUUGGCCAGUAAGGACAGGAGCCUUCGCCCUCCCUGGGAGCUCACACUGAUGCCAGUAAGGGUCCUUGGGACUGGGUUCCGGAGAGCUUGGCAAAGAGAAAUGGGCCCUGGGAAUUCCAAAGGCAACAGAGCAUCCGCCCCAAUGGUCAGUGGCCUGGACAGCUGGCUACGGAGAAUCAAAGGCUAUUAUAUACAGGCAAGACUUGUGCAAGACUCCUCACUUUUCUGGGCCUCAGCUUCCUCAUGUGCAAAACCAGAGCAUUUGCUAGUUACUCCACGGUUCCCUCCAGUUUUUAAGUCUAAUCUGGAGGUGAUGAGGGUCAUGAGCCUGGUGCACCCGGCACCUGGCUCCACAGGCUGGUUCCUUCCAGACCCGGGUGCCCAAGCUGGGUGCAGGUCCUCACCCUUCCAUGCCCAGAUGCUGCUUCUGACAAGAACUCUGGGAAUCCUAACAACCUCUUCUUCUUCUUCCUCCUCCGCCUGUGUUGUUGUUUUCUUACGUAAGGAGAUAAUUAAGGGUUGUCUACAAUGGACUUUUUCCAAGGUGCUGAUGUGAUGUCACAACCUCAGAUGCAUCCUGCGUAGGUCAGUAUCCCCAGCAGCAGAUGAAGCUGGGUUAGUCCUCAUUUCUGCUUCUAGAAUGAGACAAUGGGAGAAUUUUAAAGGGAGAUGCUCUCUGAUGGGAGGAGAGAGGGAACUUAUUUCCCUUCAAAGUGUUUUGCUUCUUGAAACAAAAAAUGACUCUUCUCCAGAAUGUCUUUUACCAGACACCAUCUCAGCAGGCAGAGUGGCUGCUGCUUUCUUAGGAAAAGUUGGCCUGAUUAUUCCAUCCACUCCUUUAGAAUGUAAAUUCAUAGGAGGCAAGAACCCCUUUUUUAGAAUUUCUAAAUGCAUCCUGCAAAGAGAGAACAGAUAGGGACUGAGAAGCACACUGUUUAGAUAAGAAGCAAUUAGCCUUUUAUAUCUGUGCUCUAUACAUUUUCUAUGUGCAGCAUCUUUCCAAACUCGUUGUGGCUCCCAGGUGGCAGGUGGAUGGAUGGGAAGGACUGCCGGCUGUUUCUUACAACACUCUUGCCAAUUCCCUUGAGGAGAAAAUUCUUCACAUGGCUUCUGCAUGUACAGUAUUUGGGCAGCAAAAAAUGAUUAAAGUCCGUUCGAAAA